AAGCGGCAAACUUGGGUCCGUUCGCGUUUGAGUCCGUGUGAAGAACAUUGCUGUCUGGUGUACGUGAACUGUUUAUAUGAAUUCUUCUAACGGAAGGGGGAUAUAAAAAUGUCCAGAGUUUAUGAUAAUAACCUGAGGAAAGUUUUGUCAGAGUGUAACUACUUGUAUCCAGAUGAAGUCUAUAUUGAUGUUAGAAGUGUGAAAUCUGUAUACACAGACCUUCAUCUUUAUUUAGCUAACAUUAAAGGCGACAUAAAGAAACUGCUGAAUAUGAGUGGCACCAUUGCAGUACAGUAUAAAGGUGAAACAUAUAAUAUACCAAUUUGCAUUUGGUUGCAUAACACUCAUCCAAGUCAUCCUCCAAAGUGCUUUGUGAAGCCAACAUGUAAUAUGACCAUAAAUGUAGGAAAGUAUGUAGAUCGCAAUGGGAUUGUGAAUUUACCUUAUCUUGAUAACUGGAAACGUGAAUCAUCUCAUCUUCUCGGACUCUUACAAGAGAUGAGGGCAGCAUUUCAAAGAGAGACGCCUUUGUUUUCCAAACCAGUUUAUGUACAGCCAGUAUGUUCACCACCCCUUUCACAAGAUUCAAAAUAUACUGCGAAGAACGAAAGACCUGAAAAUUUUGAAGAUCUCUUUAAGUCCUUACACAUUGACAAUAUUUUAUCCACGUAUAAGUUGGAGAAAAAGGAACAAGUUGCAGAUAAAGUUGCCAGACAAGAUGAACAUAUAAUUACUGUGAAUAAUCUCAGUUUUCCCGUACAAAUAAAGAAGUAUGAAAACAUCAAGAAAGAUGUCUUGGUUCCUUCUUGCAUACCAGAGGACAAGUCUAAUAUCUUUCAAAGACUUUUGACUCUUGAAGAAAGGAGUUUCACCGUUGAAGAUAUUAUAGAGGCCAUUGAGCAUAACAAGGAUUAUGAGUCUACGCUCAAGUAUCUCUCACACGAGUGCCCAAUCUGUAACAAUCAAGUCUCUUUCAGCAAGAUUGUCACCAUGACUCACUGUUCCUGUGCUUUUUGUGAAGUCUGCUUCAGGGCCUAUUUCUCAAUCGUCAUUAAAGAAAAAAGUAUUGUAGAUGUUGUGUGCCCUUUAUGCGGAAAGCCAGACAUAAAAGCAGGGGGCUCCGAGGUGAUGGAUUACUUCAACUUGCUGGAUACUCAGAUUAGACAUUAUUUGGGAGAAGAGAUCCAGGAGUUAUUCCAGAGAAAACUGCGUGACAGAGCUCUGUUGCAAAUGCCCGACUUUUGUUGGUGUGCGCAUUGUUCAUUCGGACUUCUUCACGAAUCUCGGAGUUUACGAAUGGACUGCCCGUCCUGUGGGAGAAGCACCUGUUUCAAAUGUCGCAGACCAUGGCUGCCUCAGCACAUGGGAAUAAGUUGUGAGCAGUUUAUAGACUGGCAAAACAAGAACAGCCUAGGAUACCAAGAUGCUCAGCUCGAACAUCUUUACAGCAGAAAUGGCAUAGAUUGCCCCAACUGCAGAGUUCGAUUUCACCUCUCCAAAGGGGGCUGCCUGCAUUUCAAAUGCACGCAAUGUCAACACGAGUUUUGCGGAGGAUGCAGAAAGCCGUUUUUGUCUGGAGAAGUCUGUAGGUUUUCAGAAGAUUGUCGCACUAAAGGCCUACAUGCACACCACCCGAGGAACUGCUUCUAUUUUCUUCGUGACUGGGAUGUGAAAAGACUGCAGCAUCUGCUGAACCUAUACGAUAUGGCAGACUUGAGCACGAGGGAGACUCUCCAACAGAAUGUCUCAGGAAAGUGUGGUGUCCUGGAAAACCGAGAAUAUCCAAGUGGCUUUGUAGAAAUUCCCUGUGGAAAAGCCGCACCACUUGAAUAUGGAGGUCACUGCGAGUUUCAUUACAAGGAGUUUUUAAUUGAAGUUAUAAACAAGUCCUGCCUCGACCCUGCGGCUCUCUACAGCAAAGAAGAAAUCUUCAGCGAAUUUCAUCGGUGGAAGAUCUCGAUAACACAGCACCUGAAGGAAGAAGCAGAUUUACAGUCUCUUCGAAAAGUGUUGACUGAUUCAGUGACGCUGAGUCCAGAACACGGACAUCAACACAACAAAGCUCAAGGAACUGGGCCAAGUUGACACCAAGUCAGCACUCCUGCACAAACCAGGAAGGGACAAGAUGGACGCUGGGAGCUACGACGACCGUGGAAAUGAGCAGCACGGUAGGCCUGUAAUGAUGUGAAGCGACCUUUCCUAACAGCUUCUGUCGCCGUGUUUUAAGCCUCCAUUGCUCAACACAACUCUCUCCACGACCCUGUGAUGCGUUCUUGUGCUGUUUGUUCCCACGAUGAAUUUGCAAAAGAGAAAAACAAUGCAGCAUCUCAAUUUUGUAAUAAAGGUAUAUUUGUAAUUUUAAUAUAAAAAUACAUGACAGACAUUGACAGUUUACAACUGAUAAAUAAAUGUGAAUCUGAUGAAUUAAAAACAAAUACUUUUAUUAUAAAUAAAAGUGGCAAAAAUUGA
Erpetoichthys calabaricus (reedfish) is the source of this 2469-nucleotide messenger RNA. Its product is annotated as E3 ubiquitin-protein ligase RNF31-like. Gene Ontology annotation, cellular component: LUBAC complex. The coding region runs from base 109 to 2085 and encodes 658 amino acids. The record is from RefSeq and is a predicted model, not a curated record. NCBI's taxonomy places the organism in Eukaryota, Metazoa, Chordata, Cladistia, Polypteriformes, Polypteridae. Gene Ontology annotation, molecular function: ubiquitin protein ligase activity; zinc ion binding; K48-linked polyubiquitin modification-dependent protein binding. Gene Ontology annotation, biological process: protein linear polyubiquitination; protein transport. The transcript is spliced from 18 exons.